AUGACUGUCUCUCUCUCGCUCACUUUUUCUCUCUCUCUUUCUCUCUUUCUCUCUCUCCCUUUCUCUCUCUCUGUCUGUCUGUCUCUCUUUCACUCUCUCCUUCUCUCUUUCUCUUUCUCUCUCUCUCUCUCUUUCUCUCUCUCCCUUUCUCUCUCUCUCUGUCUGUCUCUCUUUCUCUCUCUCCUUCUCUCUUUCUCUCUCUCUUUCUCUCUCUCUCUUUCUCUCUCUCCCUUUCUCUCUCUCUGUCUGUCUCUCUUUCUCUCUCCUUCUCUCUUUCUCUCUCUCUUUCUCUCUCUCCCUUUCUCUCUCUCUGUCUGUCUCUCUUUCUCUCUCUCCUUCUCUCUUUCUCUCUCUCUCUUUCUCUCUCUCCCUUUCUCUCUCUCUGUCUCUCUUUCUCUCUCUCCUUCUCUCUUUCUCUCUGUCUGUCUCUCUCUCUCUAUUGCCCACAGACACAAUUUCUUUUUUCUUUCUUUCUUCUUUCUUUCUUUCUAUCUAUUUCUCUUUCCAUUACUUUCUUUCCGUUCUUCUUUCUUUCUUUCUAUUUCUCGGCUUCUUUCUUUCUUUCUUUCUUUCUUUCUUUCUUUCUUUCUUUCUUUCUUUCUGUCUGUCUCUCUCUCUCUCUCUCUCUCUGACAUUAAGCGCCUGUUAGCGUUAUCGCGUCUUCUACCUUCCCUUUCUUUCUUUCUUUCUUUCUUUCUUUCUUUCUUUCUUUCUUUCUUUCUAUCCCUCCCGUUCCUUUCUCUAUUUUCCGUACUUUUUUCAUUCCCUCUUUUCUUUUUCUUCCUUAUUGACAUUUCACUGAAGCAUUAUAUUAAGCGCCUGAUAGCGUUAUCGCUCCCACUUCCACCAUCUGCCUUUUCUUUCUUACUUUUUUCUUUCUUUAUUUCUUAUCAAAAUAUAAUAAGAUUGGAACCGACACUUUCUUUCUUUCUUUCUUUCUUUCUUUCUUUCUUUCUUUCUUUCUUUCUUUCUUUCUUUCUGCAACUCCCUUUCCUAAUAUUUCAAAAUGAAGAGGUUCCUUCCUCAGUUUCGGACAAAAUCAUUCUCAUUGUUCACCUUCCCAAAUGUAAAACUUUUUCAAUUCGUUGUUCGUUUUUUUUUAUUUGUUCUUCUUCAUUUUCUUGUUCUCUUUCUUUAUUUUUCUUCUGUUUCUCUUCUUUAUUCUCCUUUAUUCUUUCUCCUUUAUUCUUUUUCUAUUUCUUUAUUUCUUUUCUUGUUCUUUCUAUUGUUCUUUCUUUCCUUCUUUUCUUCUUCUUCUUCUUCUUCUUCUUCUUCUUCUCUUUCUCAUCUUUUUUCUUCACUUUAUUUGUUCUUUCCUUUUUCUUUCUAUUUUUCUUUUCUUUUUUCUUUCUUCUUCUCUUUCUCAUGUUUGUUCUUCACUUUAUUUGUUCUUUUAUUGUUUUCUCUAUUUUCACUCUUUCUUUCUUUCUUUCUUUCUUUCUCUCUCCUUUUUCUUCUUCUUCGUCUUCUUCUUCUCUUUCUUAUGUUUGUUCUUCAUUUUCUUUGUUCGUUCUAUUUUUCUUUCUUUCUUUCUUUCUUUCUUCUUCUUCUUCUUCUCUUUCUCAUGUUUGUUCUUCACUUUAUUUGUUCUUUUAUUGUUCUCUCUAUUUUCACUCUUUCUUUCUUUCUUUCUUUCUUUCUUUCUUUCUUUCUUUCUUUCUUUCUUCUUCUUCUUCUCUUUCUCAUGUUUGUUCUUCAUUUUCUUUGUUCGUUUUUUGUUCUUUCUAUCUUUCUUUCUAUCUUUCUUUCUGCUUUUUCUCGUCAUCGAUUUUCACUUUCUUUGUUCUUUUCUUGUUUUUUCUCUUUCUUUUAUACACCAUCGCUACCUCUUUACAUUUUUCAAGUUUUGUAUUCAGCUAUUCUGCCGUACCUUAUCUCAUCGACCAGAAUCGAAAUCAUUAG
Acanthosepion pharaonis is the source of this 1902-nucleotide messenger RNA. NCBI's taxonomy places the organism in Eukaryota, Metazoa, Mollusca, Cephalopoda, Sepiida, Sepiidae. The record is from the annotation of a GenBank genome assembly.